Messenger RNA from Babjeviella inositovora NRRL Y-12698, 3510 nucleotides. It is a transcript of the gene SET1, whose product is annotated as histone methyltransferase. The transcript has a single exon. Gene Ontology annotation, molecular function: histone H3K4 methyltransferase activity; protein binding; nucleic acid binding. The coding region runs from base 93 to 3479 and encodes 1128 amino acids. Lineage: Eukaryota; Fungi; Ascomycota; Pichiomycetes; Serinales. The record is from RefSeq and is a predicted model, not a curated record. Gene Ontology annotation, cellular component: Set1C/COMPASS complex.
CUAUUGCUUGUUUGGCAUCUAUCUUUGACGUCACAAACAGAACUCUAAAGCUGCUUGUCACAGAAACGGACAACACCACAGAAAGGUCACCCAUGUCUUAUCGACACGGAUCAGGCCGAGAUAGCUUGUCGAAGUUCUUCCCAGACGAGGAUCUUGACGACGAAUCGCACUACGCCGGUAAGUCGCACCGUGAUGAUGAACUGCGCUACAAUGAGCGAUAUGCCCAGCCAAACGGCUCGCACUAUGCGCAAAGCGGCUCCCGCUACGCGACAAGCCACUACUCGGGUAGCUACGAAAGAGGCCGCCAAGAACCUGAAAGGGAUGGUCAUGAAUCGAACAGAAGUCUCCACGAGUCAGAGAGAAGCCGCCAUAAAUCAGAAAGAAAUUAUAAUGCCACCUCUGCGCAAAAUCACUACGAUGUUGACGGAAACCAUUACGCGAGAGACGCGUCACCCGAGAGAGCUACCCGCCACCAGACACACCGCAAAGAGCUCUUCGUGCCCAACUCGGCCAAGUUUAUGCCCACAGGUCCCAAGUCGCUGCAACCGGUAAAGCAGCCCCUCCCGUGCCUCACCUAUGAGUAUCCCAACUGUACGGAACACCACCACUACCUCCCGGUGUUGGAGGAGCGACUCCGCCAGCCGCUCGAACCCACGAGCAAAAAGGGCUUCCGCGUUGCCUAUGACCCGUUGCUAGAUAAGGCGUUGAAGGACAAGAAGGGCACGCGGAUAGUGUACCGCGUAUGUGGGGAGUCGGCGAAGCCACCGGUGGAUCCACGUAAGCGCGAGUCCACGAAACAUGCCCUGAAGUAUCGCAGGCGGCCAUAUAUCAGCCUCCAGAAGUUGCACACACCGCGCUUCCAGUACGACGAGCACUCUGUGGGGCCCCCGCCGCCGAUCGAGGUGAUUGUCUGGGGGUUUUCGCUCUCCACCACGCCGAUUCAGAUUCGGCAUCAGUUCACGCCAUUCGGCGAGGUCAAGGAGUGCGAGAUCUUGGCCCACCCGCGCACCGCCGCACCCAUGAACAUCUGUCGCGUCAGAUUUGCAGGCUCUAUCGAUAAGGCCGCGAACGCCGCGCGUAAGGCGUGCAAAGCGCACCCGAAGGGGCUUCUGGUGAACGGGCAGGUUGCACGAAUCGGCUUGAAUGACAGUCAGGGUCGCUUAUUGCAGGCUCGGUUAGACAAGCUGCGCCGGGAGGAGGAGGCUCAGGUAAAGCGAGACGAGGCGAAGCAAAAAGAGCGACAGAAGGCAAGAGAGUUGGAGAGACAGAGGGAGCAGGAGAGGGAGGAGAGGGAAAAGGAGAGGGGAAAGGAGCGGGAAAAGGAGCGGGAAGCGGAGAGAGAAACUAAGAGAGAGGGUGCCCCGGCUCUUGAGCUGGCCCCCUCCUUCCUCUCAGACAUCCUCAAAGUGGAAAAACAGCAAGAGUCGAUGGACGCAAAGUUUGCCAAGGUCGUCUCCAACAGCGUUCUCACGUCAAAGGGCCGCCACGCCGAGAUUAAGCCCGGGGUGCCGUUACUGGACAGCAUCGCGGCGUAUAUCAAGGGGCGGCCAUUUAUUAAGGUGCGGCGGGACGACUUUCCCAUCGCAGAUUUUGUUGACCGCUACUGGAAGGGCAUAACAGCGGCAGAUUUGCGCGCGACCGCGUCACGCGAGAGCUAUCAGCGUGAUCUUGACCGUGACGUCGCGCACCUCGACCGCUACGCGGAGCUGAAGGACGCCGCGCGCAAGUACCUCAAAAAACAGCUUUCGCACGUGGUCAAGAGGAGCUUAGCCACGUACGACUGGGCGCGCAUCAUGCUCGAGGAGGACGGCAUCUACGUGGUGUUCCACGACUUCUACGAGGCACGGCGGUGCUACGAGCACGAGGACGGGCGGCGCAUUGCAGACCUUGACACGUUGGCUCCGUCUGAGGUGAAUUUGGUCCGCGCGGCUGGCGUGCGCUUUAGUGGCUACCGCUUGUAUAUGGACUUCUGUCUCCCGCCCGGUUUCAGCAGCGUGCGAGGCGAUAUCGUGGCGCUUGCGACAGACCCGAUGCUCAAAGAGUUAGGCAACUUCUUGAAGCGCGACAUUAGGGAGAAGCUCAUCGGGCCAGCCGUUCUCGCGGCGUUGGACAUUUCCAACUUUCCGGAGCAUGCGGAUGUGCUAAAGCCGGAGCCAAGGGUUCCAGCCGAGAUCUACGGGAUUGUCAAGAUGGAGGGCCCAACGCUCCCGCUUUUACCAAAGAUCAAAAAGAAGGACGGGUUCCCGGUGAGACUUUCAAGGCAUGCGAUUCAGAAGCGCGUGGUUCCGAUGCACCACGUGCUAAACUUUGACAGCUCGGAUGAGGAGACCGAGCUCGACUCCGAGAAGCACACCCCGGCGUUGUCUCCAAAGGGACCCCUGAAGAAGCGCCAGCGCAUCAAGGGCUACGAGUCGGAGGAAGAUGAAGAAAUGGAGGAGAGGGAAGAAAUCGAGGAGGAGGAGGAAGUCAUCGACGUGGAGAAGGCUGAGAGGGAGGUGACCCCUGACCUCGGGUCCAAAUUCAUGUCCGAUAGCUCAGACGUGGAGUAUCAUACAGGCGAUCAGAGAUACCACCCCGCUACCGGCGGCUCGCGGCCAGUAUUUGAAGACGAUCUCAGUGUGCCGUUGGACUUGGACGGCCUCCAAGACACGCUUAAGGACGAUGAAGACCUUGUGUUGUUGAAGAAGGUGUUUAGUGAUAUCAAACCGGAACCCAUCGCCAACUUGGACUACUGGGCGUGGCGUGAGAAACAGCGGAAGCUGGAGGCGGAAAGCGCGUUGGACGCGCGGUUCGACAGUGCUGCCGGCUCAUGGCGCUGUGAAGGUUACCGCAAGGUUCCGGACGCGGACAAGGCUGAGUACUUGCCACACCGCCGCAAGAUCCACCAGCCGCUCGACACCAUCCAGCACGAAGAUGACGAUUCGAAGCGCGGCGGCAUCCAAAGCUCGCGUGUGAACCGCGCCAACAACCGGCGCUGGGCCGCGGACGUGUCGUCACUCGGAACUGAGAGCGACAUUUUGAGCUUGAAUGCUUUGACCAAGCGGAAAAAGCCAGUUUCCUUCGCCAGAUCGGCCAUUCACAACUGGGGCUUGUACGCGUUGGAGCCAAUUGCCGCAAAAGAGAUGAUCAUCGAGUACGUCGGGGAGAGCCUCAGACAACAGGUGGCGGAAAACAGAGAAAAAAAGUAUUUAAAGUCGGGGAUCGGCUCGAGUUACCUCUUCCGGAUUGACGAAAACACUGUCAUUGAUGCCACCAAGAAGGGGGGUAUCGCCAGAUUCAUCAAUCACUGCUGCGUGCCCAGCUGCACCGCCAAGAUCAUCAAGGUGGGUGGGAUGAAGCGGAUCGUCAUCUAUGCCUUGAAGGAUAUUGCCACCAACGAGGAAUUGACAUAUGAUUACAAGUUCGAACGAGAGACCAAUGAUGACGAGCGCAUUCCGUGUUUGUGUGGCGCUGAAGGGUGCAAGGGGUAUUUGAAUUAGAGUCAAUGCAUGGUUUAUUGUUUUAGUGGGU